GAUUACAUAAAAUUCACAACUCUUUUAACUAUAAUGACCAAAAAAAACUUAUAACAGAACAUAAACAGAUAGAGUAAUAGAAGAAGAUGGACUUGUUGGCACAAUCCUGUACAGCCACGGCUACCAACCCAAUCUCAGUCUCAAACUACUCUUUCAUCACUCCCAGAAAACUCAUUUCUUCGAGGCGCGUGGCUCCCACUUUCUGCUCCAAUCUUCCACAAUUCUCUUUCACAUCUAGCCACCCAGAGCGUGUACAACCGAAACCGAUACUGAAACCAUUUCCUUCACCACAGCCUGAACGCCCUCAACCUUCUCCGUCACCUGCUACUUUUCAUAAAACAGCAGUUGUAAAAUUGCCAGCUAGGGUUUAUGUUGGCCAUUCACUUUACAAAGGGAAAGCUGUACUCACUGUGGCUCCUAGACCUCCCGAAUUCACUUCAUUAGAUUCAGGGGCAUUCAAGAUAUCCAGACAAGGUUGUGUGCUGCUCCAAUUUGCUCCUUCGGUUCUUCCGUUCCAAUAUGAUUGGACCAAAAAACAGGUAUUUUCGUUGUCAGUGGGAGAAAUUGGAAUUCUAAUCAACCUUGGUGCAAAGGAGACUUGUGAAUUUUAUCAUGACCCUUUUUUGGGAAAAAGUGAUGAAGGUAAAGCGAGAAAAGUUUUGAAGGUGGAGCCACUUCACGACGAUUCUGGUCACAUGUUUAACCUUAGUGUUGUAAACAAGCCUGAAAACCUAAACGAAAACAUCUUUAUCCCUGUCACAAAAGCUGAGUUUGCAAUUUUCAAAUCACUUUUCAGUUUUAUCAUGCCAUGCCUUUUAGGUUGGAAUGCCUUUGGUAGCUCUAUAAAGCCAGAAGUAAAUAUUGCAAGCCCAAGAAAAGAAGACAGUGAAUGGGUCGAAUAGGGUCAUUUCUGCAAUAGUUUGUUGAAGACUAUAGGAAGUUACAAUUCACGCAUUGUGUAAUUUAUGUGUCAAGUUAAAUAGUUAAAUUAUUUCAUUUUGGUAAAUUAGAAUUAUUGAAGGCAUUUUUGAUGUUAGUAUCAUUAUUUGAACACAUUUUUAAUUC
This is a messenger RNA of Lathyrus oleraceus (garden pea), 1065 nucleotides long. Its product is annotated as single-stranded DNA-binding protein WHY1, chloroplastic. Gene Ontology annotation, molecular function: single-stranded DNA binding. NCBI's taxonomy places the organism in Eukaryota, Viridiplantae, Streptophyta, Magnoliopsida, Fabales, Fabaceae. The record is from RefSeq and is a predicted model, not a curated record. The transcript is spliced from 7 exons. Bases 87 to 902 code for a protein of 271 amino acids. Gene Ontology annotation, biological process: defense response; regulation of DNA-templated transcription.